Molecule: messenger RNA, 1790 nt
Organism: Actinia tenebrosa (Australian red waratah sea anemone)
Lineage: Eukaryota; Metazoa; Cnidaria; Anthozoa; Actiniaria; Actiniidae
Product: ADP-ribosyl cyclase/cyclic ADP-ribose hydrolase
Biological process (GO): positive regulation of B cell proliferation
Cellular component (GO): plasma membrane
Molecular function (GO): phosphorus-oxygen lyase activity; NAD+ nucleosidase activity, cyclic ADP-ribose generating
Source: RefSeq, a predicted model, not a curated record
CCCGGCCCUAGAUCCUCGUAUCCGGGAUUUUAUAUUAGUACCUGCUAUCUAACACAAACAUCCGUAAACGAGAAUUGACCUGACAACCUGUGGGAACCAUCACUUUCUAUAGCUAUGGAUUACUAGUCCAGAAUACUGUACCGAUGCCAAGAACGUGAAAAAAACAACAAUUUACUCCAGUAAAAGAUCUUUUCAGAAAACAAGCUAGAUUUGGCUCUACAUAUAUAUAUCCGUAUUUAAUGUGAACUGUCUUAAUGACAUGAGUGCUAAACUGUGUGGGUGGCUGUUCAUCUUCUUCAAACUAACAUCAGAAGCAGCUGUUUGUGGCUCUGAAAGUAUGGUUUCGCAGGAUGAUAGCUUCAGCUCUAUAAAGAACCUCAUUUUUCAUAAGCUUGAGAAUCAAAUCGAAAGAUUGUCUUCUUCUGAUCCAAGUAGUAGUGAUAAUGAAGCCUUUGUUCGUAGUAAGAUCCAGAAAUAUUAUUAUUUGCGUAGUGGAAAACAAAAAAUGAGCUGGAUGUAUAAACCUACCAAAGGAACGACAAGACAUCUACGGGAAAUCUUUUUAGGUCGAUGCUGGGACUUUGUUGAAAACAAGAACGCUAACUUAGUUGAGCCCGAAAACAUAAACUGUGAUGUGCUUUUGACAUCCUUUCUGAAGGCGUUUUCUUAUAAAAGUCCAUGUGAAGUAAAAAAAGAAGAUUAUAGAGACUUCUUCAACCAUUUCCGGGAAAAACAACUGAUAGAUAAGGUAUUGCUGUGGUCUGGCACGAGGGAAUGGACUCAUGCCUAUUCCGGUUUGUUCAACAAAUACGUCACUUUGGAAGAUACUUUACCAGGGUAUGUCUUAAAUGGUCUUUCUUGGUGUGGUAGCAAAAGCUGGCCAGGAAUAGAUUACAAGUCAUGUCCUUAUGAAUGCGUUAAGCAAAAGGCAUUUUGGGGACUAGCAGCAGCGAAGCUUGCAAAACGAGCACGUGGAGUCGUCUAUGUCAUGCUGAAUGGAACAAGACAACACCUUAUUGACAGGCAGAUAUUCCCUGCAUUCAUGGAAGACAGUUAUCUUGCCGAGAACCAAGUCCCAAACCUUCCCGUUCAAAGCAUCUCUGAAGUAAAAAUACUUGUUGGGCAUUCUUUACAUCACGUUUCAUUGGAACGUUGUAAUAGUCUGACUAUAAAGCAGUUUCAAGACAGACUCGUUUCACGAGGACUAAAGGCAUCAUGUUAUGACAACCCUUAUGUGUUCCGUCAUCUGUUGUGCCUUGAGCAGCCAGUUGAUCCGCUAUGUCUCUUCAAAACUUUGGUGGAAAGUGACAGCUGAGAUGAUGUCACAUCAUGUACCCUGCGCCAUGAAGUUUGCCGUACUGGGAAAUUCAAUCAAGAAAAAAAGUGGAAGAACUAGCGACUAAGCAAUUAAAUUAGGAAAGCCACAUUUUUUGUUAGAUGAAAUAAGUAGGUUCAAACGAAAAAAUAACUGCAUUGGGAAUUGGAUGCAUAGAUCUGCCCUCACUUGGGAACUGGGCCAGGAGAUAUUAUGCACUUAAUGUCUGGUCGUGAGGGAAAUGUUUAGUUUUGUUUUCCCCCGAUUCUCGAUAUUUCCCUCGGCUUCGCCUCGCUGAAAUUAAUCCCUAAUUUCACUCGGCACAUACGAUAACCUCUACUAAUACCCUGGAAAAAAAAAAGAAAUCUUACCUCCGUAAAAAAAAAAACGUUUUAUAAAUGAUAAACUACUGGCUCGGGAGAUUUGGUUAACCACUCCCCACGUAAUCGAAGUAAAAUAAAUUACCUUUACCUUA